Molecule: messenger RNA, 1571 nt
Organism: Camellia sinensis
Lineage: Eukaryota; Viridiplantae; Streptophyta; Magnoliopsida; Ericales; Theaceae
Source: RefSeq, a predicted model, not a curated record
UAACAUAAUAAAGAUAUGGGUUUGAAAGAUAUCAAGGUUUCUAUUGGUGAGAAUUUGGUUCAUGUGGUUCGGUUCAAUAUGCUCCCACGACUGCAAAAUCUAGAAACAUUCAGGAUAGACAAUUGUCCAAAGAUGGAAGCAAUAGUCGCGGAGAAAGAAAAAGAAAAAGGAACCACCAGUAAUGAUAUCAUUGCGUUCCCUCAAUUAACAACUCUUAAUCUUUCGGAGUUGGCGAGCCUUAAAAGUUUUUACACGUGGCCUACAAGAUCGGAAGCACAACCAUUGUUCAACCACCAGGUUGCUUUCCCCGUCUUGGAGAAUUUGGAAAUUUCGGAAUUGCCUAACAUAAUAGAGAUAUGGGAGAAGCAAUUACUCAUAGCCCCAGAAAACGAAUCAAAGUCCUGCCGACUUGAAGAUUUGGAGGUUUCUAGUUGUGAGAAAUUGGUUCAUGUGGUUUGGUUCAAUAUGCUCCCACGAGUGCAAAAUCUGAAAAGAUUCAAUGUAGAAAAGUGUCCAAAGAUGGAAGGAAUAGUCGCGGAGAAAGAAAAAGAAAAAGGAACCACCAGUAAUGAUAUCAUCGUGUUCUCUCAACUAACAACUCUUAGACUUUCUGAGUUGGUGAGCCUUAAAAGUUUCUACAACUGGCGUACAAGAUUUGAAGCACAACCCUUGUUCAACCACCAGGUUGCUUUCCCCGCCUUGGAGAAUUUGGUAAUUGCUAAAUUGCCUAACAUAAUAGAGAUAUGGGAGAAGCGAUUACUCAUAGCCUCAGAAAACGAAUCAAAGUCCUGCCGACUGAAAGAUUUGAACGUUUAUAAUUGUGAGAAAUUGGUUCAUGUGGUUCGGUUCAAUAUGCUCCCACGAUUGCAAAAUCUGAAAAUAUUCAAGGUAGGCAAUUGUCCAAAGAUGGAAGCAAUAGUCGCAGAGAAAGAAAAAGUAAAAGGAACCACCAGUAAUGAUAUCAUCGCGUUCCCUCAAUUAACAACUCUUUAUCUUUCGGAGUUGGCGAGCCUUAAAAGUUUCUACAACUGGCCUACAAGAUUUGAAGCACAACCCUUGUUCAACCACCAGGUUGCUUUCCCUGCCUUGGAGAAUUUGGUAAUUGCUAAAUUGCCUAACAUAAUAGAGAUAUGGGAGAAGCGAUUACUCAUAGCCUCAGAAAACGAAUCAAAGUCCUGCCGACUGAAAGAUUUGAACGUUUAUAAUUGUGAGAAUUUGGUUCAUGUGGUUCGGUUCAAUAUGCUCCCACAACUGCAAAAUCUAGAAACAUUCAGGGUAGACAACUGUCCAAAGAUGGAAGCAAUAGUCGCGGAGAAAGAAAAAGAAAAAGGAACCACCAGUAAUGAUAUCAUCCCGUUCCCUCAAUUAACAACUCUUAAUCUUUCGGAGUUGGCGAGCCUUAAAAGUUUCUACAACUGGCCAACAAGAUUUGAAGCACAACCCAUGUUCAACCACCAGGUUUGAUUUUCCUAAUUUAUUUUAUUAACCCUGUCCAUGAGAAAGUGUGCACCCAAAAAAAAUAAAUUAAAAUUCCUUUUCAAUUACAAUUUUAAAUUUGAAACUUAUUUGAA